Molecule: messenger RNA, 2427 nt
Organism: Oppiella nova
Lineage: Eukaryota; Metazoa; Arthropoda; Arachnida; Sarcoptiformes; Oppiidae
Source: the annotation of a GenBank genome assembly
AUGAUAGCGACCGAAGAGGAGAUGGACAGCGGAAAACUGGAUCCGCCGAAGAGGGACUACUGCGCGCACCGGCUGCUGGAGCUGCGCGGGUGUCUCAAGUCGAACUGUCCAUUCUUCCUGAGGUGCAAACACGAACUCCACACUUACCACGAGUGCGAGUGGGAGGACCAGGUCUUGAGGAUGAAGGAGUGGGAGAGGGAGAAGAGACUCAGACAAAGGGAUUAUAGGAAUGAGUUGAAGGCCAAGAGGGAGGAAGGCAAACCGAAAGCGAAGUUAAGAUCGAGAACAGGAAGUGUUGGCAACAAAGUGACAGAAAAGCAAUCUUCAGAUGAAAACAAUACCAUAGAUGACCAGCAGAUGUAUCUGUAUUUGUCGUUCGCUGCCAUUACUAUCCUAUCGUUUGGGACCAGACUUUACAAGAUAUCGGAACCCAAUCACGUCUGUUGGGAUGAGACCCACUUCGGGAAGAUGGGCAGUUGGUAUAUCAACCACACCUUCUUCUUCGACGUUCACCCGCCACUCGGGAAGAUGCUGAUAGGACUGUCCGGACACCUGAGCGGAUACAACGGCACGUUUGCGUUCAACAAACCGGGCGACAAAUAUCUGGAUCAGCCGUACGUCGGGAUGAGACUGUUUUGCGUCACUUUAGGCGCACUUAUAGUUCCCAUGAGUUUCGUAAUCGUAUGGAAACUCUCAAAAUCGAUCACUUCUUCCACUUUGGCAUCACUUCUACUUAUUUUCGACGUAGGAAUGAUAACUCUCUCGCAAUACAUACUUCUGGAUCCGAUUCUCAUGUUCUUCAUAACGGCCUCUGCGUUGGGAAGUGUUAUGUUUGGCUCUUAUGGUGAUAAGCCAUUCACUACGAAGUGGUGGUUCUGGUUGUGUUGGACCGGAGUCUUCCUCUCGUGCUCCAUAAGUGUCAAAUUUGUGGGAUUUUUCAUUAUACUUCUGGUGGGCUUCCAGACAAUCGCCGAUUUGUGGCAAAUAUACGGCGACCUCUCGAACCCAUUAUCACUGGUUGUCAAACAUUUUGUGGCUCGCGCUCUGUGUCUGAUAGCAAUACCGCUAAUACUUUAUAUGACAUUCUUCUGGAUUCAUUUGAAAGUGUUGUAUAAGUCUGGAAACGGCGACGGAUUCUUCAGCUCAGCCUUUCAGUCACAACUUGAGGGCAAUUCUCUAUACAACGCAUCGAUGCCCCGGUAUAUCGCUUACGGCGCUGUCGUUACGCUUAAGAAUCACCGCACCGGUGGAGGCUAUUUGCACUCUCAUUGGCACCUAUAUCCUGAAGGUGUUGGCGCUAAACAACAACAAGUGACCACAUAUUCACAUAAAGACGACAACAAUAAGUGGCGGAUCAAGAAAUACGACUCCGAACCCAAUGCUAAUGAAGGAGACAUUGAAUUCGUGAAGAAUGGAGAUUUGAUUCGUUUCGAGCAUUUGGUGACCACUCGUAACAUUCACAGCCACAAAGAGUCGGCGCCCGUCACUAAAAAACACUUCCAGGUGACCUGUUAUGGAGACAAUGGAACGGGUGAUGCGAACGAUGUGUUCAGAAUUGAGAUAAUUGGCGGUCGAGAGGAACAGGUGGUGGAAACGGUGACCAGUAAGAUAAGACUGGUUCACUAUCUGAUGAACUGUGCGCUACACUCGCACUCCAAACAACUUCCGAAAUGGGGUUUCGAGCAAAUGGAGGUCUCGUGUUCACCGAACCUAUUGAAUGCCAACAUCUACUGGAACUUCGAGGACAACCACUUCCCACGUCUGCCGAACGUGAGCUUCGAAGUGUAUGCGCCCUCCUUUUGGGAGCGCUUCACCGAAUCGCAUGCAGUCAUGUUUCAGGGAAAUGCCGGCCUUAAGCCUAAGGAGGGAGAGGUGACGUCCCGGCCCUGGCAGUGGCCCAUCAACUAUAAGGGACAGUUCUUUUCGGGCAACGAAUACCGCAUUUAUCUGUUGGGAAAUCCGAUCAUAUGGUGGACCAACUUCUCACUCAUUUUCAUCUAUAGUUUUAUUCAGUUCUUUAUAUCCGUUCGCCGGCAAAGGGGUUGUCUUGAGGCCCAACACAUCGAAGCACAGAAUACUCGCCUAACAAAUGCUUCCGUUUGGCUGUUCAUUGGUUGGGCUCUCCAUUACAUACCGUUCUACACGAUGGGACGGGUCCUAUACUUUCACCACUACUUCCCCGCCUCUAUCUUCAGUUCGAUGCUGUCGGCAGUGAUUAUCGACUAUAUGUUGCGAGUAAUCCCACAAUUAGUGUACCCAUCCCUCGCCCCCACUGCUUAUCACACGCUUUUAGGCGCAUUUUUGUCGGUUAUUUGUUACAGUUUCUACUUAUUCUCACCAUUGAGUUACGGUAUGUCUGGCCCUCACUCUCAUGAGUCCAAUAGUACAAUGUAUGGACUCAAAUGGCUGGACUCCUGGGAGUUCUGA